Messenger RNA from Rhopilema esculentum, 3076 nucleotides. RefSeq lists its product as uncharacterized. NCBI's taxonomy places the organism in Eukaryota, Metazoa, Cnidaria, Scyphozoa, Rhizostomeae, Rhizostomatidae. The record is from RefSeq and is a predicted model, not a curated record.
UUCUUUCGUUGGCAGCAAGCGAAUCUAUUUUCAUUGCUUUCUUAUUUGAUUGCUGAUUCGAAUAUGGCUGAGAAUAUGAAUCAUUAUGACGAGGCAUUCUCAACCCCUGAUGAUUUUACACCAAUGAAAAUGUUCAAACAGUCUGUCGAUUCCAUGAAAAAUCAUGUCGAAUCGUGGCGUAGAGAGCAAGGAAGAAACCAGACACUCACAGACUCUCUUAAAGAGCAAUUAUGGUCUACUGAGAACAGACUAACCGAAGCAAAGAUGAAAUUGCACAUACUGGAAGACAAAAAUGAAGGCUAUGAAAGUGAAAUUGCAGCUCUGAAGCAUGGACUUGAGAAAGCCAAUGCUGAAAAUUUUAGACUGUGCGCGGAAUCGUGUAAGUUGGAGAGUGAUCUAUCCGAAGAGCGUGAUAAGAGGCAAACUUUUGAAGCUGAAAACAAGGCUUUGAAAACUCAGUUGGUAAAACUUGGAAAUGAUAUCUCGAAUUUAAGUUCUGAAAAGGCGGAGUUGGUGAAAUAUUAUGGCUUGGCUGAAGCCAAUGCAAAAGAAAAGGCAGAUGAACUUUUGAGACUAUCGAAGGACAAGGAGGAAGAAGAAAAGUCUUUGCAAGAAAAGAUAGACAACCUCACAUCAGAUUAUAAACAAAUGAGCAGUUCAAACGAUGUACUUCAAAUGCAGAUAAAGCAAGAGAGAAGCAACAAGGAAGAUGCUUUUGGAAAAUUUGAACAUCUGAAGAGACAGUUUAAAGAAGUGGAAGAACAAAAGAAGAAAUUCAAGACAAAGUCAGAGGAAUUGAUGACAAAGCUAAACCAAGCCAACGAGAAAAUGAAGCUUUUAGCAAACCUUGAAAAUUCAUUCAAGAAACAGAAGGCUGAAUGUUCUACACUUCAGACCCAGCUUGUAGAAAAGGCAAAGGAGGUGGAAGUGCUACGAGAUCAUUACGAUAAAGAGGUGUGCGUACGCAGAUCUGCUGAAGAGAUUUUGUUGUCAUUGGAAAAGCAGUUGGCAGAGUGUGAUCAAGAAAAGGACUUUUCAAUUAGGGAGCUGACUGUAACAAAGGAGAAGCUUUUCGAAACUAGAAAGAAAGCCACAGACCUCGAAUCAAUAAUAGCAGUUCAAAAGGAACAUUAUGAUUUCGCUCAAGCACAGCAUGCCAAAAGAACAGCUAAGAUGGAUGAUUUGUUUUCGAAAACUAGAGAAGAGGUUCAAAGGAAAGCUAAAGAGAACGCCGAAUUGCAGAAACUGCUUUUGGAAAAAGAGCUAGAUGUGGGUGAAUGCAAGAGAAAAUUAGCUGAGUGCGAGAAUUUGUUGAAAGCAAUACAGCAACAGGAUUUGUUGAUACAGCAACGGAACAAAGAGUUGGAAGCUGAUGUUUGUGACAUGCGAUGCCAGUGGCAGAAGCAACUGCAAGAGAAAAUGGAUCAUAGUGACCAAAGUGACUUUGAAGAGAGCGUAUUUGUAAACCAGAUGGUGACUCGUCUUCGUCUCUCCAGAAAAAAAUACGAAGAAUUCAAGGAGAAAAUGCCCCUUUAUAGUUCACAAAAUCAGGUAUCCCAAAUGGUCGAAAGAAUGAAGAAGAAUGAGAAAACUUUCAAGGCCAGAGAGUAUGCGCUUAAAUGCGAAAGCACGGCAUUAGAAAAUAUGAUGAAUAAUGGCCAGUUGAAACAGCUUGAUAUUUAUGAUUAAACUCCCCGAAAAAGUGUUAUUUGUAAUGUUGAAUUCGCUGCAUUAAGUACGACAUUCUUUAAAAAACAAAUAUGUUGUUGUAUAAGAUAGUCAGAAAGUUUUGUUAACCCUGUUUAACAUUGAUUCGACGUAUCACUAUUUUAUGUGCCUACUUUGAUAUUUUGUGUACAGAGUCAUGCUUAGAGGAGAGCAUAAGAACAUCGAGGAUACCAACUCCAAAAUAGAAAUGUAUUAUAUAUCUCAUUUUAAAAUGUCUUAAUGAACAAUAUGAGGCAAAAACCAAUUAGGAUCAUAAACAAACUACCGUUACAAGAAGAAUUUGAAUCUAUAUGUUCUUAAUCAUAAAAAUUUGAUGUGAAUAUUAUUAAAAGAUUAGUUCUUCUGUGUUCGUCAAUCGAAGAAAGCUUUAUAUAAAAAGUUUUUGUGAACAGAGUCAUGCUUAGAACAGAGCAUAAGAACCAAAACGAUACGUACAGGAAUUUAUUUUGUUUAUAAGUACAUUAAGGACAAAAUCUCCAAAAUAUAAAUAAACUAUAUUUCAUUUUAACUGUCCUAAUAAACAAUUUGGCGCAAAAACCAGUAAAGAUCAUAAACAAACUACCAUUAUAAGGAGUAUAUAAAUCCAUUUGGUCUUAAUUAUAAAACAUUUGAUGCGAUAUUGUUAAAGAAUUAGUUCUUUUGUGUACUGUAAUCGAAGAAAGCUUUAUAACCUUAAAUGAAAAAUUGGCUUUUAAUGCAAAUAACCUUGCUCGAUUUGGUAUCGUUCAAGCAGCCUGAAUGGCUCCAAUGGCUUAAGUGGCCUAAGUAUCUAAUGCCGCUCAAGUAGAUUGAGUCACUGAAAUUACUUUGGUUGCUCGAGUAGCAAUAGUAUCUUAAGGUGCUCAAGUCGUGUGGAGUAGCCAGGGAAGAGACUGUGUUUAGCGACACCUAAACAAACUUAACUGCGAUAAAGCAUGUUUUUUGUGACUGUAUGUCACGUGACUCUACUUUACAAGUCUAGAUUUGAGUUGCUUGAGUUGCUUAAAGACUCAUUGCUAACAAUGAGCCUUUGCGAAGGUGGCAAAUUAUCCAGGCGACAAUCCAAACAAUGGCAGUAAACUUCUACUGAUUAACCAUAAUUGAUUUCAGACUGUCUGAAAAUGCAUUAUGGGAUGCUUGCGUAGCGCAAUGGCUCAUUGUUAGCAAUGAGUCUUUAAGCAUCUUAAGUCGCUCAAAUAGCUUAAGUUGUAAGUUGCUCGAAUAGCUUAAGUUGCUAGUUCUUCAAGUAGCCCGCGUUCCUGAAUUAGGCUGAGUCGUUCAGGUAGCUUGACUUAAUCAGAUAGGUAAAAUCACUAAAGUGCCUUAAAUCGAUUGGCCCCAAUUUCGUAAUUCUGUAGUUCCAUAUACA